ACACAUUUAAACAUUAGUUAGGUUAAAAGAAGGUUGACUUCAACAGCAGGAGGCAAUAAAACCUGAAUACACACUUAUUCUGUUUGUGUGAUCCCAAGAAUCAAGCAGUUUCUUUUAUUUUAGUUGGAAGUCAAGAUUCUAACUGAAGCAUGCCUCAUACAUUUCCUGAACUCGAUAUGAAUGAAAAUAAAAAAUCAAGACUUUCAGACCUCUUGGCAGUGUAUUACCUUGGAUUAUAACCCUAGAAAAGAUGGCAGAUGCAGGGGUGAAUGGAUCUUACAGCUUUCAACCACCCUCCUUGGGACUGAGUAUCAUACUUAUAUCUCUUGACUCACUGAUGGCUAUAACAAACAUUGCCAUAAUUUGUGUGAUCAUCAAGACCAAGGAUCUAUGGAGUGUGAGUGGAUACUACAUGUUUCUGAUUGCAUUACUUGACAGCACAAUGGGAAUCAUUCUUCUUGAAGAAGUGAAUCAGGUUAUUGAUGGAAAGAUUAUUGAAAUAAGGUGUAGAAUCCAGGCAUACAUGCUGAUUGCUGUAUUAUACUGUAGAAUGAGCCUGUUUACCUGUAUGAGUAUUGAUAGAGCCAUCAUGUUAAAAUACCCAUUGAGAUAUAACACAAUGGUAACAAAAUUUAAAACAAAGAUUAUUCAAGGAGUAGUUUGUGGAUUUUGCUUUCUAUUUAUACUCCCUGUUCUGAUAGGACAGUAUACAUACAGAGACUAUGGUUAUUUGUGUGAGGUGAACUAUCAAUCACAGUCUAUUUACAUCUACAUCUAUUUUGGGAUGGGUAUGCUUAUAUGUGCCAUCCUGACUUUAGCAAAUGUUUCAAUAUUUAUAAUGGUGAGAGCCCAGCAGAAGAAGAUCAAUGUCAUUUCUGUAAAUGGAGAUGGAGAGAGUUUUGAUAUGCAGGUACAAAACAAGAAAAGAGCAAAUUUCAAGUUACAACUGAAAGCUGUUCGGAUGUUGUUUCUCAGCAUUGGUAUCUUCUACAUAGCAAUAAUGCCUCACACAGUUUUCAUUAUGACGUAUCAAACUUUCACAAAAACCGAAUUGAAAC
Owenia fusiformis is the source of this 1058-nucleotide messenger RNA. The record is from the annotation of a GenBank genome assembly. NCBI's taxonomy places the organism in Eukaryota, Metazoa, Annelida, Polychaeta, Sabellida, Oweniidae.